AUGUCUGGCUUUCGGCGUUUACUGUACACAACUUUGUCGACUAUCCUCAUGAAAAGUGAGGUGAGUUGGAUUCUUUUCAGAAACUUUUUCCCAAUGACUGCCAAUGUCUACCCAUUCAUAUCACGACUUGCGGUGAUAGACAGGCCAGAAUAUAUGUACAGAAAACUCCAGCAAUCGACCGGUCGGUUGUUACGUCUUAGACAGGCGGUGGCUGUAGCACCUGAGUACCAAUUCAGCCUUAUCGCUACCCUUCGCCAGGCAACUGUGGCAAGUCUAUUCCUCGAAGAAGAGGCAAAUUUUGCUACUUUCCCUGAGACGGACCUUCUGUCAUGUCGACAGUAA
Protopolystoma xenopodis is the source of this 342-nucleotide messenger RNA. NCBI's taxonomy places the organism in Eukaryota, Metazoa, Platyhelminthes, Monogenea, Polystomatidea, Polystomatidae. The record is from the annotation of a GenBank genome assembly.